AUGGACCGCCGACACCACCUUGGACCCCUUAAAGAUAAGACUUUCGCGGGUAUCAAAGUCCUAACCUUUUUCCUGUUCUGUGCAAGUGGGAAUCCCCAUAAACCAAGACUAUGGGACUGGGAACUCCAAAAUGGGGUCACGGGGAAAGUAAUCGCUCACACCACUGUAGAGGAAAGGAAACAAGUAGCCUUUAUCUUUGAUCUGUGUUCCCUGCUAGGAGGGGGGGUCCCACCUGAACCCCCAUCCUUUCAACUAGCCCCCCGGGCAUCAGGGGGGCCUCAGGGGGUUUGCGGCACAGUAGGCCACGAAAGAAGAUUACAGACAAUGGGAAUCUAUAUUUGCCCUGGCUCUGGGAAGGUUGGUACUGGGUGCCUAGACUCAGGGGCAUUUUAUUGCCCUUCCUGGGGCUGUGAGACUAUCUCCACUAUCUCGGGAGAUCAGAAAAAUAGGGACCCUCAUAUAAGCUUCCAGAAGCUCCUCGCUGGCCCCUCUUUCCCUUGUAAAAUAGAAGCCUGUAACCCAGUAGAAAUAAAUGUCACCAGCGGAGGGGAUUUCUAUUGGUCAACAAGAAGGACCUGGGGAAUAAGAAUCUAUGCCACCGGUGUAGACCCCGGAGCUCUCUUCACAAUCCAGAGGAGAGCCAAAUCGGAGCCCAUGAAGCCUAUAGGUCUGCCAUCAGACGUGGCCCUGCCCAUACCCGUUAAACCACCCCAGGCCUUACCCAGUCCUGAAACCAAAUCAAGGGCCCUGUCCCUACCUCUCAGCCCUUCCCAGGAACACUCCCUUCUUGCGAUGUUGGGGGCUGUACACCAUUUUAUUAAUACUUCCCAGCCCACGAUCGGGAAGGACUGUUGGUUAUGUUUAGACCCCAGACCACCCUAUUACGUAGGUGUGGGAAUUUCCCAGGACAUCCCCCGACUCCGGGGGCCAAAUAAUUGUUCUUGGGAUCAGCCUAAACUAACCUUGGGGGAUCUUCAGGGACAGGGGACCUGUCUGCUCUCGCCAAACUUUCCCCUCCAACAGUCCCCCUAUGCGGAUUCCUGUAAUCAAACCCACUGGGGAAAUAGUAGCUUCACUACCUAUUACCAAGCACCCGAGCAGACCUGGUUUGCUUGCACAAAUGGCCUAACCAAGUGUGCUUCCUCAGAACUAUUUAAGGAAGACAAGGAGCCCCUUCUCUGUGUCCUAGUCUAUAUCCUCCCACAGGUUUUCAUAUACAAUGGGAAUGAAGGGAGAGCCCACAUCUACUCGGGCCUUUCACCAAACCGAUACAAAAGGGCUCCUGUCUUAGUGCCCCUCCUAUUAAGCCUGGGUGUUGUAGGAUCAACUGCUGUUGGGGCUUCGGCUCUAAUCAAAGGGGAUAUAAACUUAAAGGAACUAAGUGGACAGGUGGAUAUAGACAUCAGACACCUCCAGAGCUCCAUUUCCCAUUUAGAGACACAGUUAGACUCCUUAGCAGAAGUGGUAUUACAGAAUAGACGAGGACUGGACCUUCUCUUCAUGAAUCAAGGAGGAUUAUGCAUGGCUCUUGGAGAAACUUGCUGUUUUUAUGCCAAUAAUUCGGGAAUAAUACGAGAAAGCUUGGACCUAGAUCCUGUCACCUUGUUUAAGAAGACCUGGUUUAAAUUGACUGUGGAAAUUACCCAUUUGGAAAAGCUAAUCGAAUUUUGGAGACAGCUGGGACAACAUUAA
Messenger RNA from Myotis brandtii (Brandt's bat), 1692 nucleotides. RefSeq names its product endogenous retrovirus group S71 member 1 Env polyprotein-like. The transcript is spliced from 2 exons. Lineage: Eukaryota; Metazoa; Chordata; Mammalia; Chiroptera; Vespertilionidae. Bases 1 to 1692 code for a protein of 563 amino acids. The record is from RefSeq and is a predicted model, not a curated record.